UGCCCUUUUUUGGAGGAGGCUCACUGAGCCGUGUUGGAGGCUGUGUUUGUGGUCGUGCUGGCUGUGAAACUGCCUCAGUCCUCUGGGACACACCCUCUCCAUCCUGGAGUAAUCUGCAGGAUUGCAACAUUGUUAUGCAGCCAGUAUUGCAGCGCCUUGUGCUUUUCGAAUCCAGACAGGGUUGAUUCAGCCCUUUAUUCUUUUGAGCUUUUACUUGGCAGAAAUCUCCAUGGCUUUGGGGCAUUUACGUCAAAAGGGGAUCAUCUACAGAGACCUGAAGCCGGAGAAUAUCAUGCUUAAUCACCAAGGUCAUGUGAAACUAACAGACUUUGGACUACGCAAAGAAUCUAUUCAUGAUGGAACAGUCACACACAUGUUUUGUGGAACAAUAAAAUACAUGGCCCCUGAAAUCUUGAUGAGAAGUGGCCACAAUCGUGCUGUGGAUUGGUGGAGUUUGGGAGCAUUCAUGUAUGACAUGCUGACUGGAGCAGUAGGUGCACAGUUAAAAGCUCCCCCAUUUACUGGGGAGAAUAGAAAGAAAACAAUUGACAACAUCCUCAAAUGUAAACUCAAUUUGCCUCCCUACCUCACACAAGAAGCCAGAGGUCUGCUUAAAAAGGCUCAUCCAUUCUUUAGACACAUUAACUGGGAAAAACUUCUGGCUCAAAAGGUGGAGCCCCCUUUUAAACCUCUGUUGCAAUCUGAAGAGGAUGUAAGUCAGUUUGAUUCCAAGUUUACACGUCAGACACCUGUCGACAGCCCAGAUGACGCAGCUCUCUGUGAAAGUGCCAAUCAGGUCUUUCUGACUGGAGUGCAACGGCACGAUCUCAGCUCACUGCAACCUCCACCUCCCUGGUUCAAGCAAUUCUCCUGCCUCAGCCUCCCGAGUAGCUGGGAUUACAGUCUCAGUCUGUCAUUCAGGCUGGAGUACGGUGGUGUGAUCUUGGCUCACUGCAGCAUCCGCCUCCUGGAUUCAAGCCGUUCACCUGCCUCAGCCUCCCAAGUAGCUGGGAUUACAGAUGCCUCUGCGAGAACGGGAACAAUGGAACAGGCCCUCACCAAAUGCCAAAUGUGCUAUCACCUUGAAUUUGGAUUUCCCAGCCUCUGGAACUGUUGAGACUGAGCUAAAGUUAAUCUGUGGCAAUGUUCUGGAUGUACUGGACAAACACCUCAUUCCAGCAGCUACCACUGGCAAGUCCAAGGUUUUCUAUUAUGAAAUGUAGGUUCUAUACUAAAAAUUAACAAGUGUACUUCAAUAAAUUUAAACAUUCUCAGGAAUAA
Molecule: messenger RNA, 1281 nt
Organism: Pongo pygmaeus (Bornean orangutan)
Lineage: Eukaryota; Metazoa; Chordata; Mammalia; Primates; Hominidae
Product: ribosomal protein S6 kinase beta-1-like
Exons: 11
Coding region: 230-1117 (295 amino acids)
Biological process (GO): protein phosphorylation
Molecular function (GO): ATP binding; protein serine/threonine kinase activity
Source: RefSeq, a predicted model, not a curated record